UCUUGAAUUAGAAACUGAUUGAAUGAAUAACCAUGAUUUGUACGGUAACAUCAACCGGACACUUGAACAUUGACGCAAAAAAUAUACUAUUGAACUUAUGUCAUUCAUUUAAAUAUCAUUAGUUUUAUAUUUUCAUUGACUGCUUGUGUGUGACAUAUAUUACAAUAUCGUACUAUUAUCAGUGCAUAUAAAAUAUAAGAGCAACAUUGUUUUUAAAACAUAUGAUAUGCAUUAUAUGACACGUUUCCGAUACUGGUGAUUUUGUACAGGAGAUCAGAGGGAUUUUGCUUAAUGUGUACUUAACUCUCAUAUACAUAGUUACCAUAUUUCAACUAUAUUAUAUAGCUCAAUAGGGAUAACUAGAAGUUUAUUCUAAAAAGUUAUUCUCACCCUAAUUUAUAAGACAAUUGUCAAGAGAAGAAAAUUCAAAAAAAUUGUGAUGGGACCAAAAAAAAUAUAACCCUUGAACCAAAUCCAAAUACAAUGAUCAGCUAAUGAUUAUAGCUAAUGAUAUAUGUUGUAUAAAUUCAUAUUUGAAAUCGAUUGUAUGAUUUGUUUUGACCACAUAUCACCUGUACAUGCAAAUCCAUGUGGUUGAUGAAUUUACACGACCAGCCGAAAAACAAAACAAACUUCUUGUAAUUUCCAACUAAAUCUCCACCACUAUCUAGGAGCUUCAUUCACAUUCCACCCUGUCAUUUUUUCCCAUAAAUACGUUGCAUAACCUCACUUGGUUCUCUUAUAUUUCUCAAGCUAAAUAAUCACUUUAAAAAAAAGUAAAAGGAUGUUAGAAGGGAAAGCAGUGAUGGGUGAGACAGAUAUGAAGCAAACAAUGAAGGAAGAUGCUCUUAGUUUGGCUGCCAAAGCCCUUGAUUGCUUUGAUGUCACCGAACCCACUCAAAUCGCCCGUUUCAUCAAGAAGGAAUUUGAUAGAAAAUACGGAUUGGGGUGGCAGUGUAUUGCGGGGACGCAUUUCGGAUCGUUCUUGACUCAUUGUAGUGGCUGCUUCAUCCAUUUCUCCGUUGGCAACCUUACCAUUUUACUCUUUAAGGGAUCAGCUGGUGAAGUAGCGUCCGGACCAACAGUCUAACCAGUUCAGACAUAUUGUGAUAAUAAUCAAGUCUAUAUUUGGAUCUAUUUAGUGUUAAAUCAAAAUGCAUUCUAGCAUUUUCAGUCAUUUUCAAUCGUUGUUCCGGUUUGUACUUAACAUUUUUCUGUUUGCUUUUGGAGUAAGAAAGAAAAAGAAGAAAAAAUGUUGAAACUAGUCUUUGCAUUGUGAUUUUGAUUUUGUAAGUUUUGCACAUAAGUUCAAAAGCAGACUGGAUUGUGAUUACUA
Messenger RNA from Brassica napus (rape), 1336 nucleotides. Its product is annotated as dynein light chain 2, cytoplasmic. Gene Ontology annotation, cellular component: dynein complex. NCBI's taxonomy places the organism in Eukaryota, Viridiplantae, Streptophyta, Magnoliopsida, Brassicales, Brassicaceae. Gene Ontology annotation, biological process: microtubule-based process. The coding region runs from base 785 to 1090 and encodes 101 amino acids. Gene Ontology annotation, molecular function: dynein light intermediate chain binding; dynein intermediate chain binding. The transcript is spliced from 2 exons. The record is from RefSeq and is a predicted model, not a curated record.